Messenger RNA from Melitaea cinxia (Glanville fritillary), 1428 nucleotides. RefSeq lists its product as uncharacterized. The transcript is spliced from 3 exons. Gene Ontology annotation, cellular component: nucleus; transcription regulator complex. The record is from RefSeq and is a predicted model, not a curated record. Gene Ontology annotation, biological process: regulation of transcription by RNA polymerase II. Lineage: Eukaryota; Metazoa; Arthropoda; Insecta; Lepidoptera; Nymphalidae. Bases 1 to 933 code for a protein of 310 amino acids.
AUGGAGAAGGAGAAGCGUCAGAGAGUGAGUCUGCCGCAGAUGGUGGUGAGCGGCGAGGGGAGCGAGGCUCGCGUGAAGGUGAAGGUCGAGGCCGCCGGGGGCGGGGGCGAGGCGGGCGGUGCGGCGGGGGCGGAGAGCGCGGGCGCGGUGGGGCGCAUGGUGGAUUCGUCGCAGGCCGACGACCGCAAGCUCAUCCGGCUGGUUCGCGAGCGGAGGCUGCUGUACGCGCGCAACAAUAUGCCCGUCGCCAGCUACUACACGCAGGUGAAGAAUCUGUGGGACGACGUCGCCGCCAUCAUGGGCUGGAGCGUGGCGGACGUGCGGCGCAAGUGGUCGCACAUCCGCAACUCGUACUCGCGGCACCUGCGCAACGAGAUGCACGGCGCCUGCACCAGCAAGGGCCGCAUGGUGUCGCGCUGGUACCUCGCCGACGAGCUGGAGUUCCUGCGCGAGCACAUGGCCACCGACAUGAGAUCAAGCCCGUAUUCCUCUUACGCACCGACGCUGUUAGAGAUGGACCUUAACGAGUCUUCCAGUUCGGAGACGGUGGACAUAAAGCCCUUCAUCCACAACUCGUGGUUCGCACUGAACGCCACGUCUUCGCCAGUGUUGGAGCCCAAGCCGCUUUCUUUUCAGAAUGAAGACAGCUCCAGUUCGAAUGCUUUCACGGCUGAUGAGAAUUCCUCUUUCUUUCAAUUUUUCCGCGGUAUUCACAGCGAGUUUCUAGAACUAUCACCAAAGAGACAGAGACAGUUCAAGAGAAAGUGUCUAGACUACCUCCACGAGCUGUUAGACGAAGAAGAUAACAACCACCAGCACGGCUACUCCCACCAGGACAACGUGCUGAACCUCUCCAACUCCGUUCACAUGAGCGUAGAAGAGAGGGAGGUCAAACCAGUGGUAGAACACGCCUGCACCCUAUCCAGUAACUGACGGUGUUUUAGUUCAAUUGUUCAUUAUUCCGAGCGUGUGUGAAGAUACGGUGAGACGGAUGCGGAAUCGAGAGGGAUUGUCAAGUUGUCGGUCGAUGUAGAUAUUUAACAAUUAAGAGUUCUAAAUCUGCUUCACGCGAUAUGAGAUACUCGAUGAGUUACCUGAACUGUCGGCAGUGAGGAAUUAGAACUGAGAGGCCAGUUGCUCAGCAUACGCUCAUGUUAUUCUUUGUGAUUUCUCUCAGAUUCGAUUGGAACGUUAUGCAAAUGUUACAGGAGACACGAUGAUGAAACUAUGGUAUAAUAUAAUAUAUAGUACGUACAAAUUCAACAUAGUUAACUACAACGCCAUUUGUCGUGUCUCCUGUGCUUACUAAUGAAGUUGGGAUUGCUGGGGUAUUGAAUUAGCAUAAUUUAUGCAAGUUCCUACUUUAAUGUUAGUCAAUAGUUAUUGUUCUCAAUUUAAGGAAUCAUUGAAAUAAAAAUAUUUUCCACA